Molecule: messenger RNA, 3653 nt
Organism: Neocloeon triangulifer
Lineage: Eukaryota; Metazoa; Arthropoda; Insecta; Ephemeroptera; Baetidae
Exons: 8
Coding region: 196-3465 (1089 amino acids)
Source: RefSeq, a predicted model, not a curated record
AUAUUUGUUGAUCAGCAGCGCGCGCUGCGCCAUGUAAAAGUGGUUGAACGGGUUAAAGAAAGUUCAAUUCGCAGCACAGCAUUUUUACGAAAUAAUGUAGUCGUUUAAAACUAUAGAAUUUAAAUAUUUCAUGCGAUUUUGUGACCUCUGGUGAACAUAGACUAGAACUGACUUUAUUUUACCAUUUUUCACUCGAUGAACACUUGUCAAAUCCCCAUGGACGCCCUCUUACCGCCCCUGGAUCCCGUGAACAUCGUGGAACUGACAGCACCACUUGAAUUCAACAAAAAUCAGGAGAGCAUGGGUGCAAGUGGGUCAUCCCUCCCUGACAAUGAGACCAUCAGCAAACCUGUGGGUCCUCAGUUCGAAGCAGAACUACCACCUUCGCUACUCUCCUUGUGUAAUGAAGAUGCUGUACAGCCACAUGCCUGUGAAGAACCUGUCCACCCUGCUGAACAAGUCUUUUCAGCAGAAAAGACCGAAACCGCUGUAACGGUGGAGGAAGGACAACCUUCAGCACCUUUGAAAUCUACCAUAGGAAAUUUAGAACGUCUUAUAGUAGAGUGUCUAAGCACUUCUCCAGCAGAUGAAAAUGAAACUGCUGUCCAAGCACAAGGAAAACGUGAAAACAAUCAAUCCAAGCAAAAUGGUUUCACUCGCCAAGCAACUUGGCAAGAGAAUCAGAUUGAGAGAGACGCAGAUGACAGGAUGGCCAUCCAGAGUGUGUACAUAGACAAGCAGGAACCCUUGAUGCCAGUUGAAGUGAACAAAAUUCCGGAAGAACAAGAAGUCUUAGAAGUAGAAGGAGAUAGUGAUCUUGAAACGACGGAGCCAGUCAUUAAAGAGUGCAGGGUCGUGGUUGAUAGGAGAGUGGUUGCCAGGUAUUUCUACAACAUGAAGAAGAGGAAAAGGCGGCAGCUGGAGCGUGAAAUGGCCCAACAGGAAGAAUCGAAUGACGUACCCACGGACUCAUCGUCAGGAGCAGAUAGUCGAUCUCGUCGGGAGAGCACCCUGAUGCAGGAGAAGAGCGCCCGCUCCGUCAUUCUGACCCGGGUAAAAUGCAAGGAGUGUCAAGACAGCUUCCUGGGUUCGCAGAAUCUUCGUAAUCACUUUCGAGUGAAGCACUUGGAUAACGAAGAUGAAGAAAUCUCCGAGUGCGGCCGCGUCGUACAAUUCCAGUAUUGUCCCCUGUGUAGUCAUCGGUAUCGAAUGAAAGGAGAUUUUGUUCGACACAUGUUCAUGCAGCACAAGAUUGGCAGGCAAUUGUUUGAAAAAGUUGAUUCCUACAACAGAGAGAUGGUGGCCGAAGAAGUUGCCAAACGACUGCAGAAACAGAUUUCCAAAGAAGAAGCCAGUGCCUUGAAAAAGGUCGAAGUGGAAAUCGCUUCUAUAAGGAGGACGGAACGCAAAGCGACGACUAUCUUGCCGGUGGUUGAAAAGGUUAUAUUUGACUGCCAACACUGCCCCAAAAAAUUUGAUAUUAGAGGCAGUCUCUCCAGGCACAUGACCUAUGCCCACCCAGAACUACGAGACGAGUAUUUGAGGAAUAUUAUUAUGCAGGCACAGGCUCCUGUGCCAAAGAAGCCCAUGGCAGGGCCAAAAUCGGCGCCUUUCCGUCAGAAAGUGGUUCCCAUGGCCAGCGCGAUCAAGGCUCCUCCACCACCUACCCCACCUGUUGCCAAUUUCUUCAGUUGCGAGUGGUGCCGCGACCGCCUGAAGACAACCAAGCAACUCAACACCCAUCUUAGGUCCAAACAUAGCAUGCCGGAAAACAUGAGCCCUGAUGGCUGCAACUUGCCAGAAUUUUUCACAGCCCUAGAGCUACACUUUUAUGUGGUUGAACAGGAGGAGAACUGCUAUGAGUGCGUUAGCUGCAAGGAGACGUUUGCUGAGAAAGUCGGACUUCUUGAGCAUUUUUCUGGUGAGCACUUGAAGAGCAAAGUGGAAGGGAUGCAAAUAAAGCUGGAGUGCGGCGUCUGCAACCAUAAGGAUAGUGACGUGCGAAACCUGCAUGAUCACAUGUGGAACGAGCACGCCAACCAGAAACUUGAGGAGAUUGUAAUGCGCGUGGCUGAGGUUCGCAAAAAUCACCGUUGCGGGGAUGAAUGCGCCCUGUUGUGGAAGAAGCCUGUUGUGUCUGUGGUGGCGGCUCCUCGAGCGAUGGAGGCCAAAAAGAGGCCUUCGUCGGAGGUGGUCGCACACCCAAGGCCGGAGAAAUCCCGUCGCCAAGACUUUUCCCCUGUAACGCCACAGCAGCGCCAGUUUGACCCAAGCAUGGCUGACGACGAUGAGGAUCUGCGGCGGAUGGAAGAAUUGGAGGAGCAGGAGCUGCUGAAGCAACAGCAGUUGUCCGAUAAGCGUCGGGAGGCGUACAACAAGUACAGGAAUAAGUUGAGUUCAGCAAAGCAGAGGAAAAGGGAAAUAAACCAGAAGUACAAGGCAAAAAAAGCGCAAAUUAGAGCAGCGGCAGCAGCACAGGCACAAAAUGUUGCCAAGGUUCAGUCCAAAGUCGUUCAAUACGAGAACAAAACGCUCGCAAACAAAGAUGUCUUCAGGGUGAAACGCUGCUUAUUGUGCCAGGUGCCUUGUGAAGAUGUGGAAAAGCACAUGGAAGAAGUUCACAUGUCCUCCACUGCCAACAUUAAGAAAAGUAUUGAGGCAAGGGUUAAAACUCCAAUCAAAGUGCCACCCCAGCCAGUCCGGAAGCCAAAUAACUCAAAACCUAUGCCACUGAGCAAAAAGAGUGCCACUCAAUCUACGACAAGUCUGGUUCGUUGCAAAAAAUGCAACAUCUCAUUCCCAGACAUUGUCGCCCUGAUGAACCACAGAAUAAAUUGCAUGUUCAGGUCACCAACCUUUGCCACCAGCACCUCCAGUUCCACGAGCACUCACCCUCCUUCAGUCGCAACUCCUGAAUCUUCUAAAAAGACACAACAAGCAGGCGCCCAAUUUGUUCUAAUGGAGGACGCUGUGGGUCCGUCAUCCUUUAAGUGUCAGUCGUGCAGGAAAAAUUUCACUUCAGUUGGGGAGUGGCAGGCACACAUUCAGGAGAAGCACUUGGACGAAGUCAUGUGCGAAUUGUGCAACAUGCCCUUCAAAGACGAACUCACCCUUGGAAAGCACAUAAACCGCCAGCAUGGGGUCAGCUACCCUUGUGUGGCGUGUGGCAAUCAAUUCUCAAAUAAGAAGCUCUUUAUCCAGCAUGUAUUUCAGGCGCACAGGCUUAACAAACAGCUAUUUGCCAAAAUUUCACUGCUGAACUUGGACCAGAUCGCCAAAAUUUUUGAAUCUCAAGGCUUCACUGCGUCUGAAAGAUCAAAUGAACCAGAGGUGAACCUAAAUUUGUUGGAACCUGAAAUCAAGUUGGAAUCCCCAGACAUGCCAGUUGUGUACCAAUGUGAACUAUGUGACGCCUGCUACUCGACUCCGCAGGAGAUCAGAUACCACAUGAGUAACGUUCACUAAUCAAGCCAUCUCUAGCAAAUGCCUUAAUUAUAUAUUUUGCACUUUUAUUUACUGCAUUUUCUGUUAGGUUGGCAUUUAACAGGAAGAUAACGUUUUGCCAAUUUAUUUUUAUUUCUGGAAUUGUGUAGUCAAUGUAUUAUUUGAUGAAACAAAAUAUUGAUCAUAAAUAAAUUUAGUAAACACAAGAA